Messenger RNA from Caenorhabditis remanei, 984 nucleotides. RefSeq lists its product as uncharacterized. The coding region runs from base 1 to 984 and encodes 327 amino acids. The transcript has 4 exons. Lineage: Eukaryota; Metazoa; Nematoda; Chromadorea; Rhabditida; Rhabditidae. The record is from RefSeq and is a predicted model, not a curated record.
AUGACAACAUCGGCAAAGACAACAUCUAUGACAACUAAUGAACCGACAACUACUCCAACCACAGAACCAAGUACUUCUACUGAAACGACUACAGUGUCAUCUACAACUACUAGGGAGGCGACAACAGAGCCUAUGUCAUCUACCAUGAGAACAUCUGAGACAAUAAUGACGACAACCAACUCAGAACCCGUAACUGAGCCGACAACUUUAGUAUCGACUCAUGCGUCAUCGACUACGGUAGAGACAACAUCUAUGGCAACUAAUGAACCGACACCUACUCCCAUUGCGACAACCACAGAACCUAGUACUACUACUGAAUCGACCUCAACAGCCGUCUGGACUACUACAGCAGAACCAAAUUUCUCUACCAUGAGCACAACUGAGCCAAAAACUACGGUGGAGGCAACAUCUAUGACAACUAAUGAUCCGACAACUACUCCUCUCACGACAACCACAGAACCAAUUACUUCUACUGAAACGGCCACAGUGUCAUCAACAACUUCUACGGAGGCGAUAACAAAGCCGAUGUUUUCUACCGUAACCACAUCUGAGACAACUACUAUUUUGAGUACUACGGAAUCCACGACAUGGGAGGAAAUCACAGAGCCGACAAUUUUAACAACUUUCUCCUCCACCACCCAAGAUACAACGUCUCUUGCCAUGAUGACAACCGAAUCUUCGACUGCUAUUUCAACAUCUGUUACCACAGAUCCAACGACUACGUUGACUACAGCUGAACCCACAUACGCUACAUCUGCUACCUUGGUUUCUGUAGAACCCUCAACUGAGCCAGCCCUUACUGUGACUGCUGUCACACCAACAAGUCUAUCAACUUUAUCAAGUACCAAGGAUUUCACGACUACUUAUAAUUUUCUAACAACUUCUAUCAGGCUGAUAGCUAUGGCAUCCUCAGAAAGUUCCAAGGAGACUAGUUUCACUGAACAAAUGAGAUUGGCUACUGAGACUUACUCGAUACAUUCUUAA